AUGCGGCCGCCGCUGCUGCUGCUUUUGGCGGCCAUUUUUGGCCAUGUCGCGCCGAAGAAGAUGUCCGAGAUGGCCGAGAAAGGAGACUACCAACAAUGCAUCCUGCCGCUCUACGAAAAUGAUAUGAAGCCGGCUAAUAUCACUGUGGCGGGAGUGACGACGGGCUGUUUCUACUACGAGGCUUCGCUCAAGGCCAUUGAGACGGCAUCAGCCCAGGUGCGUCAGUUUGAGGUCAACCACGAGAGCUUCCAUAUGCUGUCUCGGGAUAAGAAGGACUGCCGCGGUGUCAAGGUUUUUGUCAUUCCUGUGGAUGUGUACGAGCGCCACGGCUACACCGUCAAGAACCUGCGGGUGGUCGUGCGACAAAUUCAGGAUCGGCUGCAGCUGUUCUUCCCGCCGAAGGUCGAGACGCCGCAGAUGCGUUUUGUGGGCAUCAACUACGUGCAAAUCGCGCUGAAGAGCCACCGCAGCGUCGCCACCUCCUAUCUACCGUAUCCGCCCGGGUUUGUCGUCGCCGACUGCUCAAGGGAAGCAAUCGAGGAGAAACGCUGCCGCCACCCCAGUAUCGACAUCACCGACGUGUUCCAGCGUACCUACCUGUACGCGUCGAACCGUGAUGACGUGGCGUGGUCGGCGAACAGUGUGCGCGUCAUCGACCUGUACGAGCUGCUGAUGGACGCCAAUCGCACAAAAAUCGUGAAUGUGCAGCCGGUGCCGGCCUACUACAGCGCCAUCGCCCUCACCCACGAGUUCGCCGCCAUCUACGACGGGACCGUCAUUCUCCAGCGAAUGGAAUCCGGCUGCGACCGGUUCUUUGGGCACCCGGUCUACUAUGAGGAUGAUUGGUACUCGGCCGUCAGAUUUGCCGAAUACACCAUCGGCCGACGGCCAUUGGAUGCACUGUUCCCCCAAAAACGGAUGGUUUCUGCAAGCAACGACGUAGUGGGCGACAUGGGUCGUUAUCAAUUGUACGGGCUGGCGGUGGCGUUCUUCGUGAUCAUCUACUUUGUGCGCCACGUGCCCCAGAUCAUCGACUGGUGGCGGAGGAGGCGCAGCGGGCGCGAGCUGUACGCCCGCCGGCGCCGCCAAGGCCUGCUCGCCGAGCAGCAGCAAAGCGACGGCGAGAGCGACGAGCGCCUCGCCAAGGCUGGUUACCCGGAGCAGCCCAGUCCCGAGAUGUCCAGCGAGCACGACCAGCCGCAACAGCCAGGCGCCGCGAACCGGAAGACGGCC
Messenger RNA from Mesorhabditis spiculigera, 1233 nucleotides. The record is from the annotation of a GenBank genome assembly. Lineage: Eukaryota; Metazoa; Nematoda; Chromadorea; Rhabditida; Rhabditidae.